AUGCUGCAUCAUUCGACCCCAUUUAUUCAGGUACAAAUAGGCACACGCACUUAUGAUGCCAGCGAAAUUCAGAAGCUUAUUCCUCAACUGGAGGAAACUAUUGAAAAAAGGGAACGUCAAAUCCGGCAGCAGCAAAGUACCGUCGAAACGCAGCUGAAAAGGAUUAACGAAUUAGAAAAGGAAGUGAGAACAUUGCAGUCAGAAUGUGACAAACUUCGUUCUGUACUUGUUCAAAAAGCACAGUCCGUUACGGCAAUAAGCGUUACUCAAAAGGCUUCUUGGGGUACUGAAGAGUUACGAACUGAACUUCAGCAAAAGGCGGUGCCAACAGCGGAUGACGGUGUUCGUUCCAAGAAAAUGGCAGUAUCUGCAGAACCAUCCAACCUAGAUACGCAAAAAGCUGUCUUACAACAUCAUCCGAAAUCUGCUGGUUCGAAACAACUUAUUCGGGAUGCAGUUCAGAAGAAUGACUUUUUGCGACAGCUUGCUAAAGAGCAAGUUAUAGAACUGGUAGAAUGCAUGUAUGAAAUGCGUGCUCGUGCAGGCCAGUGGGUUAUACAGGAGGGUGAACCUGGAGAUCGACUGUUUGUUGUUGCUGAGGGACAGCUUCAGGUAUCACGCGAAGGUAUUGUGUUGGGAAAAUUGUGUGCAGGUGUUGUUAUGGGGGAACUUGCAAUUCUUUAUAACUGUGUUAGAACAGCAUCUGUGCAAGCAUUAUCAGAUGUUCAGUUGUGGGUGCUGGAUCGUUCUGUCUUUCAAAUGAUUACAAUGCGUUUGGGUAUGGAAAGACAUGCACAAUUAAUGGCAUUUCUUAGCAAAGUAUCGUUAUUUGAAAACUUAUCAGAAGAUCGAAUAUCAAAAAUUGCUGAUGUUUUGGACCAAGAUUAUUAUUCCGGUGGUAAUUACAUUAUUCGAGAAGGAGAAAAAGGUGACACGUUCUUUAUCCUUACGAAUGGUCAAGUUCGCGUUACACAGCAGAUUGAAGGCGAACUGGAGCCUCGAGAAAUACGUAUUCUAAAGCAGGGCGACUUCUUCGGUGAAAAAGCCCUUCUUGGUGAAGAGGUAAGGACAGCAAGUAUUAUCGCAAUUAAUCCAGGUGUAGAAGUUCUAACACUUGACAGAGAAUCAUUCACAAAACUGAUUGGUGAUCUUGAAGCCUUAAAUCGAGACUAUGGGGAUUCACAAAGGAGAGCCACUGUUGUUGUACCUGAGCCACCAUCGCCAAAAAAGACCGCUCAAGAGAAAGAAUUUGCUGAUUUGCAGUUAAGAAAUUUGAAAAGGAUUGUUACACUUGGUGUUGGUGGUUUUGGUCGUGUUGAAUUGGUUUGCAUCAGUGGUGACAAAAUGCGGACAUUUGCGCUGAAAGCUUUGAAAAAAAAGCAUAUUGUAGAUACAAGGCAACAAGAGCAUAUUUUUGCGGAAAGAAAUAUUAUGAUGGAAACUCAUUCAGACUGGAUUGUUAGGUUAUACACAACGUUUCGUGAUGCCAAAUACGUUUAUAUGCUGAUGGAAGUUUGUUUGGGUGGUGAGUUAUGGACUACGCUUCGAGAUAGAGGGCACUUCGAUGACUACACUGCUCGAUUUUAUGUCGCUUGCGUUUUAGAGGCGCUUGAAUAUUUACACAGAAAAAGCAUUGUUUACCGUGAUUUAAAGCCAGAAAACUGCUUACUUACCCAGACAGGAUAUCUGAAACUUGUUGACUUCGGUUUCGCAAAAAAGUUAGCAAGUGGGCGAAAAACAUGGACUUUCUGUGGUACACCGGAAUAUGUUUCGCCCGAAAUUAUCCUUAACAAGGGACAUGACCAAGCAGCUGAUUACUGGGCGUUAGGAAUUUAUAUAUGUGAAUUGAUGCUCGGUCGUCCACCAUUUCAGGCCGCAGAUCCCAUGAAAACUUAUACAUUAAUAUUGAAAGGCGUGGAUGCCUUAGAAAUUCCAAAUCGACGAAUUGGAAAAACGGCAACGGCUCUUGUUAAGAAACUCUGCAAAGACAAUCCCGGCGAACGUCUUGGCUGUGGCAGUGGAGGCGUUGGUGAUAUCCGUAAACAUAGGUGGUUUAUGGGUUUCGACUGGGAAGGCUUAAGGUCAAGGAUUUUGAAAGCACCAAUUGUACCAAAGGUAGCGAGUCCAUCAGAUGUAACGAAUUUUGACAGCUACCCACCGGAACAAGAUGUACCACCUGAUGAGUUUUCUGGUUGGGAUGAAGGAUUCUAA
Brugia pahangi is the source of this 2211-nucleotide messenger RNA. The record is from the annotation of a GenBank genome assembly. Lineage: Eukaryota; Metazoa; Nematoda; Chromadorea; Rhabditida; Onchocercidae.